This is a messenger RNA of Funneliformis mosseae, 1065 nucleotides long. Lineage: Eukaryota; Fungi; Glomeromycota; Glomeromycetes; Glomerales; Glomeraceae. The record is from the annotation of a GenBank genome assembly.
AUGGGUGGAGGACAAUAUCCUAGAUUCACUUUAUUAGGACAAAGCUUUGGUUCAAUAGUUCUUAGUUUUGAGGCUUUAGAAAAACUAACGCCAAAUUUUUAUUUUGAUACCAUGGGAUACGCAUUUACAUAUCCUAUUGCGAAAAAAAUCUUUGGAUGCAAGGUUGGAGCAUAUGUGCAUUAUCCAACUAUAAGUUCAGAUAUGCUCGAUAAGGUUCAAGAAAUGAGACCCGGAUUUAAUAAUGAUCAAGAAAUUGCCAGAAGUCGAGUAUUCAGUACUGGCAAGAUAUUAUACUAUCGAAUGUUUGCUUAUCUUUACUCGUUAGCAGGAACCUUUUCUGAUUUAGUUAUGGUGAAUUCAACAUGGACAAAAGGACAUAUAGAUCAGUUAUGGGGAGUAAAUAGCAAAAUAAUUUAUCCUCCAUGUGAUACUGCUUCAUUAACCAAAUUGCCCUUAGAAGGAAGGCAAAGGAUCAUAGUCAGUGUAGCUCAAUUCAGACCAGAAAAAGAUCAUUCUCUUCAACUUCAAUCUUUCCAUGGUUUAUUAUCAAAUUAUCCAAAUUUUCGGCGAGGGCCGGAAAAAAUUGAACUUGUAUUGAUAGGUAGUUCUCGUAAUCAAGGGGAUGAAUCUAGAAUAAGAAUAUUGAAAGAGCAAUGUAAAGAACUUGAUUUAGAGGAUAAUGUAACUUUUGAAAUCAACGCAAGUUUUGAAAAACUAGUUUAUUGGCUUUCAAAAGCUAAAGUUGGAUUACACACAAUGUGGAAUGAACAUUUCGGAAUUGGUGUUGUAGAAUAUAUGGCUGCAGGAUUAGUUCCCGUAGUUCAUAAUUCCGGUGGACCAAAAAUGGAUAUUGUUGUACCAUAUAAUGAUCAUAUAACAGGCUAUCUUGCAAGUACUGCAGAAGAAUUUGCAAUAAAACUUGCAAAUGUAUUUUCAUUAUCGGAAAAAGAAUUUAAAAAUAUACAAACUAAUGCUAGAGAAAAUGUAAUUGGUAAAUUUUCUGAAAGUGUAUUUCAAGAAUUAAUAUUAAAUUUAUUGGAUCCCAUUUUACAAUCAAAUAAAUAA